This is a messenger RNA of Hydractinia symbiolongicarpus, 1737 nucleotides long. RefSeq lists its product as uncharacterized. Gene Ontology annotation, molecular function: protein binding. The record is from RefSeq and is a predicted model, not a curated record. Lineage: Eukaryota; Metazoa; Cnidaria; Hydrozoa; Anthoathecata; Hydractiniidae. The transcript has 7 exons. Bases 382 to 1317 code for a protein of 311 amino acids.
GUGCCUUUUUCACGUUUAAGUUAAUCUCCGGCCGAUUGAAACUAUAGACUUUGUUAUUGAUGUCUAUAAAUUUCAUUGCAAUAUAGUGGAAAUUGACCAGUGCAUGGAAUUCGGAUAGAGGUAUUGUGAUAACUAUUUCAGUUGUAUGCUCGACCUAUUGAGAUUUUAAAUAAACAAACGCACAAAUUAUGAUGGAAUUUAAUUGUCUUAAAGAUGACGAUGAAAGAUCUAAUAGAAUAGACUUGCUGCAUAGUCAAUGAACACUCAAAGUAAACAAAUAUAACCAGAGGUUAUACAUAAUAAGCAACAAGAAGCUAGAGAGAGCAAAGACAAAGAGAUCAAUCUAUACCUUCCUUUACUGGAGAAGACACGUAAAGUAUUAUGGAGAUAAAAAGUUCCUUGAGCAUUUUUGGGUUAUUUCUCUUGCUUGAUAUUCGAAUUAUCACUUGUAACUUGGAUGUAUUAGUUAGCGGUGAAGAAAUGCAGAAAUUGUUGUUUGGGUCGGAAAGCGACAUCAAAAUUGUGGAGAAUGGAAAUCUCUCAAAUAUUUUGAAGCGAAAUCUUUCGGCGUUUCUACCACCGAUACAACCAAAAUUUUCAGAACUGAAAUUGCAAUUUGCCUCAGCGAACAGGUUAUACUAUCGAAUGAAUUUAACGUCAAGUGAUCUAACAAUUAUGGCAGACCCGACCGUGACGAUACCUUAUAAGGGCAGACUACAAAAGAAAUUUAUAGCCUUCGAAAUUAGGUUUCCCUGCAGGAAACUGAAAACUGGAAUGGUCAAAUUAGGGAUAGUUGUGGAUUUCUUUUUUAACAAAGAAAGAACGUUGUAUAAAAGAAUUGAUUUGUCUAUGAGAAGAUAUUGCAUAUCAGAGAAGAGAAUACCCUCUCACGGCUUGCCAUCCGCUGGAUGUAGAAAGAAAUGCAACUUGAAAAACUUCAGAAGAAAGUAUUGCUUGUCUGACUUCGUUGCACGUGUAAAAAUUACAAAAGCUGCAUUAAAUGAAGCAGAACCAUAUUAUUUGGCAAAUUUUCCCAGGAGACGUAUUUACAAACGAGCACGCACACUAAAGAUGAUAAAAAAGAAUCAAGUUAUAAAAGCACGUGGCGCCAGACUAACCUGUGACUGCAAAGUGUUAGAGGAAGGGAAGAGAUAUUUAUUAUUUGGUCGAGAAGACCGGUAUAAUAACGUACUUUACGUAGAUAACUUUUCAAUUGCGUUUGAAAUACCGAAAAAUGACAAACGUGCCGAUUCUGUUGUGAGAGACUUCCAAAGAGAACGGCAAACAAUACAUUGUCCGUUUUCAAAUUUACUGUAAGUAAAGCUAAAGCUAGAAAAUAUUUUUCCUGCAACGUUAUUUUCUUUCUUGAAAAUGGCGAUAUUUAUUUAAUUGAAAUGAAAACAUGAAUAUAUUGGAAAACAUUGUCUAGCUAAAGAUACGAAGGGUUAAGUAUAAUGGUGUCACCGCUCUUCAAAAGACAGAGAGAAAAGAAAAAUCGAAUCAUUAACAUUCUAAUAAAAGAAACAUGCUGGCUUCUGGUAAAAGUAAAUCGCAUGUUAUUGAUGGCGUUUCACAUUUAUCUGUUGGCUACAAAGUUUCCUCUCCAUUAAGCUGUGCAAAUACCUUCUUGAAUACUCCAUGCUGUUUUAAACAAACGCACACUAUAUGGAAACUCAUUGUUCAUAGUAUAUAUAUGUAAUGUAUUUUGUAAUUUAAUUCACUUAACGUUCUAACUAA